Messenger RNA from Phanerochaete carnosa HHB-10118-sp, 1944 nucleotides. RefSeq lists its product as uncharacterized. The coding region runs from base 1 to 1944 and encodes 647 amino acids. The record is from RefSeq and is a predicted model, not a curated record. NCBI's taxonomy places the organism in Eukaryota, Fungi, Basidiomycota, Agaricomycetes, Polyporales, Phanerochaetaceae. The transcript has 12 exons.
AUGCCCCUCUUUCGCUCGCAGUCGCAAGGUUCUACCCAAUCAUCGCGCUCGAGGCGCUAUCGCGAAUCAACACAUCUCAUCCCGACACCUGGAGUUGAUAUAGCUCGGCCGGACAGACAUCAAGCUUGGCCGUUCUCCACAUGGAAGGUGCUCGCCUUGGCUGUCUCCAUGAUCAUGUUGGGGAUAACCAUCGAGGUAGCCCAGGCGAUCUCUGUGCGAAAUAAUGGCUUCACCGUCCCUCAAAAGAACGUGUUUGGAGGAGUCGCGUCGCCGUCGUUCUUGACGGCAUUCUUCCCAACGCUUCUCGUAUAUCCUCUCAGCUACUUCUGGAUUUCCGCAGAUCGUGUUCUUCGAUGGUACCAGCCGUAUAUCAUCCUGUCGCAAGGAGGCGCGCGUGCAGAAGACAGUCUUCUGGUGGAUUAUGUCAUUGUUGUCGUCUCUCUAUUUAGGACCCUCAGACGCAAAGAGUGGUUGAUCCACAUCUCCAUGAUCACCGCUCUUGCGACAAGUCUCUAUCAACCAUUGGCCGGCGCGGUGCUUUCAAUUCGCCAAAUACCUAUGACACAUCCGCAAAACGUGACAAUCACAACUACUCUCGGGUUGGCCCCAGAUACUACUCUGAACACCCUGGACCCAUUCCUCGCUGCAGCAGGCUUCACAGAAGCAGCAGCUUUCCAGAGUCUUCCCGAUCCGCCUUUCGUCCAGAAUGGCUGGUCGAUCGCACAGUUUAACGCUCCCUCCGCUGGAGGUCUUGACGUAUCCUUGACGCUGCCUACAACAGGAAUUAACAGCACUGCGAAUUGCACCGUUCCGCCGUCCAUAACCUUGAACACCAGUAAUGCGAGCGAUUUCACUAUCACUGCGACCGACAAGGAUGGUUGUACAUCCGUCGCAUCCUUUGACCCUUCAAGCGCAGACCAACAAUACGGCACGUCGCAGGCAUAUCCGGGUACCUGCGGGCUUGACCCGACCCUCGACGUCUCAUUCUCACCCCUCGUGUUCUGGUUCUUCCACACUGCCAACAAUGGGACCCCGCAAGCUCAAGCUGUCAUGUGUCGCCCCAGCAUCCAGCUGUACAAUGUGGAUGUGUCGGUGUACCUGACGAACAAUAGCCUGACAGACGCGACAGUUCUCAAUAACUUCACGUCUCCGAAUAAUAUCACUGGAGCCCCACUGAAUGGCAAAAUAUAUAAUGCGGUGCUUUUUAAUCAGAGCGGCAUGGACGACUUCGUCAAGGCGCGAGCGGUGGCCAUCCAAUCGCUAAUCCCAGGCGCUAUCUUCCGCCUCGCAUCCCAGGAUCCAGCCUUCCUGCAGCAGUCCUUCGAUAGCCCGGAUAACUUCUUGUCGCUGACAAACAGCAUAUAUACGCAGCAUCUCGCGGUCAGCGGAAAGUCGGUGUACUUCGUGGCGGAGAACGGGAACGCCAUGGCGCAAGAGACGUCGUUGGUCGAGCGUCUCGUAAUCGACGCGCUGGCAGCGCACGGGCUCGCGGGGCUGCUGAUGCUCAUCGGCCUCACCGGCAUCGCCGUCCACCUGCUGCACCGCCACAUGCGGCGGGGGCUCUACCUGAGCGCCGCGCCGGGCACCAUCGCCUCCGUCGUCGCGCUCACGUCGCACUCGGGCUUCGGCGACCUGCUGUACCCGUACGACGACCCGCGGGCGAUCCGCGCCAAGCUCGCGAACCUCCGUUUCAGCCUCGACCGCCGCACCGGCGCGAUCGUCGCGGACGAGUACGGCUACAACGGUUCUGCGGAGGAGAUGCGGCGGCGCGUGGGAGAGCAACACGCGGGCGGCGCCGAGAAGAUGGAGAUGCGGCGCAUGCCGGAGCCCACAGCGGGUCUCGUUCAGCACCAGCCGCAGGCCGAACCGGACAUGGAGGAGGCAUAUAUGCCUGAGCUGCCCUAUGAGCAGGAGCCUCUAGUCUCGCCACGACCCACACGCUAG